This is a messenger RNA of Meira miltonrushii, 1620 nucleotides long. RefSeq names its product Protoporphyrinogen oxidase. NCBI's taxonomy places the organism in Eukaryota, Fungi, Basidiomycota, Exobasidiomycetes, Exobasidiales, Brachybasidiaceae. Gene Ontology annotation, biological process: heme biosynthetic process. Gene Ontology annotation, cellular component: mitochondrial inner membrane. The annotation marks the transcript as partial. Gene Ontology annotation, molecular function: protoporphyrinogen oxidase activity, oxygen as acceptor. The record is from RefSeq and is a predicted model, not a curated record. The transcript has 2 exons.
UCAAUCGCUGUAAUCGGAGCGGGAUUAUCAGGACUAACUCAUGCUCUAUACCUAGCAAGAGGACUGCUAAACAAUGAUGAAAAACAUCGAAUUGUCGUAUACGAUUCAGCAGAUAGAGUAGGAGGAUGGGUAAAGAGUGAUCGAAUAAAACCCGUAGGGAUGGAAGAUGAUGAAGGUGCUCUUCUAGAAGCCGGUCCACGUAGUAUUCGAAUGGCAGAUCUAGGCGGUCUUUCAACAACUGAACUCAUUGCAACUCUCGAUUUGGGCGGUGAAGUGAUUACCGUUCCUAAAACGGCAGAAUCUGCUUAUCGAAGGAUGAUCAAAUAUGAUGGUCACUUUCACGUCCUUCCGCAUGAUCAAUGGUCACUCUUUCAAACCUCAUUCAAGCCAUCUCACAUUUUUCAGAAAGCAGAUUUUGGAGAUAUUCUCAAUGCGUUGAACAUUGGUGAACGCAAACCGAUUCGAUCAAGAUUUCCCGACGAAACAGUUGAAGGUUUCUUUACAAGAUUAUUAGCACCAAAAAAUAAAGAUGGAAGUUUGAAAGAUGAAAAUUCGCCAACGCCUGCCAUUGUUGAAUAUCUUGCUUCGGCCAUGUUUCAUGGCAUUUAUGCUGCCGAUGUUUCUCAAUUGAGCAUGAGAGCUGUUUUGCCGCAAGUCUAUCAUCCAGCCUUGACCCUUUUUCAAGACAAAAAAAGCUGGCUGCCUUGGCCUUUCAACAUCCGCUUAACGCCAUACUACCUCUUAGGCAGACAAGGUGAAGAAUGGGCAAAGGUGGAAAAUUUCAAGCAAGGGGAACGGUUAAUGCUAAGAAAAUAUAUGAUAGAUAGAUUGGGCGAGCAAAUCACAAAAAUGGUCGCUGAGUCGAGUGUUUUGAGCUUCAAAAAUGGUCUUCAAACGCUAACGGAUGCAAUCGCCAACGAAUGUCGUCAAAGAGGAGUGGAAUUCCGUUUGAAUAGCAAGAUCGACAGUAUACACGUACAAGAACAAAACGGAAAAGCAGUCAUUCGUUCGGAAGGUGGAAAGAAAGAAGUCUUUAACAAAGUCACUUCUUCGCUUCCUUCAAAAGCAUUGCAAGGCUUGUUGAAAGAUACAAAGCUACCUCAUCUUGCAGCCAAUCCUUCUACGACCGUUUGCGUCGUCAAUUUCGCCAUUCCAGCCAAAUAUAAAAUUCGUUUACCGCCCGCUUUUGGAUAUUUGAUCCCACGUGCUUCUGCUAAAGAAGGUGAUAAUCCGUUUGGACAUUUAGGUACCGUCUUUGAUUCGGAGGCUGUACCCGGUCAAGAUUCUUACACCAAGUUAACGAUGAUGUUCGGAGGCCCGUAUUGGAAACCAGCACUCGCAAUCGAAAUUGCUUCUAUAGUAUUGGAACCUCAUUUACAAGAUUCAGGUCAAGACCGUAGUAUUAUCGAUAAUCCUGAUAUUAUCAAACGAAUCUCAGUGCAAAAGGAUUGCAUUCCUACCUACACUGUUGGCCAUAUGGAAAGGAUGUAUGAACUUCAUCAAGCACUCAAGAAGACAGAGAAUGCCCCUCUGAGUGUCUUGGGUGCAUCAUACACUGGCGUUUCACUUAAUGAUUGCAUCUUACACGCCCGAAGGACAGCAAUGAUUACAAUCAACUCG